This is a messenger RNA of Neohortaea acidophila, 2091 nucleotides long. RefSeq lists its product as uncharacterized. The transcript has a single exon. The record is from RefSeq and is a predicted model, not a curated record. The coding region runs from base 1 to 2091 and encodes 696 amino acids. Lineage: Eukaryota; Fungi; Ascomycota; Dothideomycetes; Mycosphaerellales; Teratosphaeriaceae. Gene Ontology annotation, biological process: regulation of DNA-templated transcription. Gene Ontology annotation, cellular component: Rpd3L complex; nucleus; Rpd3L-Expanded complex.
AUGGCAGCCUCACUCGCGCCAGACUUCCGCUCCCUCAGCCGCCAAGCACCCACCGACCCCGACAUCCAGGCCACCCUCUCCGACUUCCUCACCUACACCGAGCACUUCCCCUCGCAAUUCACGCGCGCGCUCGCUCUGAUUGCAAGCCAGCGCGAGCAUGCCGAACGCAAGAUUGGCAAAGUGCACGAGUAUGCCACGCAAUACAGCAUCUUGCCGUCGAUUGAAAACGGUAAGCCAGACCCCGUGCAGCUGCGGAGAGACAUCAGCUAUGCCCUGGAGGAAGCGGAGCGGGCGUGCAGGAUGGCGGUGGAGGAGGCGGGCAGGCUGGAUGAUACGUGCGAGCGGGAGAGCAGGAGGUUGGAUGUGGUGAUUGAGAGGUUGAAGGCACAGCCUAUGCCGCCUUCGCGAGACCCUACGCCCGAGCAGUCUGCACUCACCUCACCCAACUUGAAGCGAGAGCGUCGCAUGAGCACACGGGGAGAUGACAUCAAGCCAGAAUCGAGGAAGCUUCAGGACAAGGCAGCUACCAAACUCCGCGGGCGCAAGGUCAUGGUUCCGGGUGAGGUACUUCCUCCGCCUGAUCCAAACGCACCGGCGGAGAGUAUAUCCGACUGGACCUCGCCACGGCAUUCACCGCCUCUGGAAGAGCCACCAUUGCUCGACAAGAAGGCUACUCCACGCCCACGAUCACGCACUCCCAAAGUUCCCAAGUCGUCUGAAAAGGACCGAAAGACACCGAAGCCGAGAGGACCGCGGGCACCUGGCCAACCGGGCACAAAUGCUCACUCCGCCGUCGCCGGUAUCAGCACGUCCAACGCCCUCCUUGCCCUCACGCAACCUCCCGAUGAUGCACCCAAAGGCAGCAAAUGGCUCCCGUGGAUGAAGCUGACGGAGUGGGAAAUGGCGAAGCUGCGAAAGAGGAUGAAGAAGAAUGCCAUCUGGGUACCUUCGCAGACUAUGGUCAGGCGAGAGCUGAAGAACCUCGGGCGUGGAGUUGCUGGGAGAGAGGCAGCUAGGAAGAGUGAAGAAGAAGGCGGGCCGGCAUUUGUGGAUGAGCACGAGCCCGAUCCUACCAAGGUCCUCAUUUCUGGAGAAGAAAGCGCACAAAUAAAUGCUAUCCUGGGCAACGAUCAAUUGUACAUGGACGAUGGAGGCGAUGAUGCCGAUCAGGAGCUCAUCAACCGUGGAAUGAGGCUGAACGAGGCGAAGAAGUUGAAGAGACAACGCAUGCUGGAGGACCAGCGCUUGCAAGAGGAGCAAGAGCUGAAGGCGCAAAUCGCACGCGAGCAGGGGAUUGAGGUGGCUGAGGGGAAAGUUGGCAACAAGGAUGGCAAGAAACGCAAACGAGAGAGCACUCCCUUGACCACGGGCACCGCCAUGGCAGCAGAAACACCCGACCCUCUCACCAAAGCCGGGCCAGCACCCAAACGACUCAAACUGAACGCGUCGAAAGUGCCGCUCGCACCUCCCGGCGCCUCCGCAUCCUCACCAACAAAGCCUUCCUCAUCUCGCAACCGCCGCGUAACAACGCCACCGAUAUCGAAAAGUCGACCAACCCUCGUCCUCAAAGCAAGCAAAGCCGUGUCAGAGGAGCCGCCCAACCGGCGAGCAGCGCUGAGAAGAGCCAGCAUUGCCAGCCUCCCGAAUGGCAAUCUGACCUCACCUCGCAUCGCAACCGCGAACAAAAGUGGGCGACGAAAUCGCCGACCUGCGCCGGGCAUCCUCACCACCGCCGACGCGGAGAGCGCCAAAGUCGGCGUCUCGAAGCGCAAAGCCGCCCCGCACAAGAAGGGCUCUACAGCAGUUUCGAAAGCAGCAACAGCAGCGAAUACUCUGCUCCCCGAGCCGGUUACAGAGGAGUACAUUGACCCCGACGAGCCGCGCUACUGUAUUUGCGGCGAUGUGUCGUGGGGCACGAUGAUUGCGUGUGACAACGAGGAGAAUUGCGAGAAGGAGUGGUUUCAUCUGAGCUGUGUGGGACUGCAGGAUCUGCCGCCUCGACGCACGAAGUGGUAUUGUCCGGAUUGCAGGAAGAGGCUGAAGAAGGGCGUGGAGAGUAAUGGGUUGGUCGGCCGGCCUUCGGGGAGGUGA